Messenger RNA from Callorhinchus milii (elephant shark), 2903 nucleotides. RefSeq names its product cnksr family member 3 (gene cnksr3). NCBI's taxonomy places the organism in Eukaryota, Metazoa, Chordata, Chondrichthyes, Chimaeriformes, Callorhinchidae. Gene Ontology annotation, biological process: regulation of signal transduction. The transcript has 14 exons. The record is from RefSeq and is a predicted model, not a curated record. Gene Ontology annotation, cellular component: membrane; cytoplasm. Gene Ontology annotation, molecular function: protein binding. The coding region runs from base 135 to 1772 and encodes 545 amino acids.
GACAGACGGGAGAGGACAGACAGACGGGAGAGGACAGACAGACGGGAGAGGACACUCUCCUCUCCUGCAGUUCACUUGCAGUUUGGUUCUCUGACCAACUCAGUCCCUCAGAACUGCACUUCACUGCAGAGCCCAUGGACCCGAUCACAAAGUGGAGCCCGAAACAACUGGUGGAGUGGAUUAAAGGGUUGGACGACUGCCUACAGUACUAUGUUUGCAAUUUUGAGCGAGAGAAGAUCAACGGUGACCAACUUCUCCGGAUUACUCAUCAGGAUCUCGAAGAGUUGGGAGUGACACGUAUUGGUCACCAGGAGCUCAUCUUGGAGGCUGUAGACCUGCUUUGUGCUCUGAAUUAUGGACUGGAAACAGAAAGCAUGAAACACAUCGCCUUGAAGUUGCGGGCAACUGCCAACAACCUCCAGAGUUUCAUUGACGCAAGACGAAAAUGUGCUGGUUAUGUUGGCACAACCUCUCGCAAGCCUCCCAAUGACUUCCUUACCUCAGUUGUGGAUCUUAUUGCAGCUGCUAAGGCAUUGCUAGCUUGGUUGGACAGGACACCGUUUACAGGAAUCAGCGAUUAUUCGGGGAUGAAAAACAAGAUCAUUCAGCUGUGCUUGGAUUUGACAACAACGGUUCAACAGGACUGCACUGUGUUUGAAAUGGAAGCGAGUGUUUUCAAUGUCUGCAAAGUUCUUAAUGGCAUUUGCGAUCAGACGAUCAGAUCAGCGUCUGACCCUUUGUUGAGUCAAAGUGCAUGUCUGGAAGAGGUUCAUUUAACCAACAUCAGACCAAAUGAAGGACUGGGAAUGUAUAUUAAAUCAACAUACGAUGGAUUACACAUUGUAACCGGGACGACAGAAAAUUCGCCUGCUGAUAGAUCGCGAAAGAUUCAUGCCGGAGAUGAGGUGAUCCAGGUGAAUCGGCAGACUGUGGUUGGCUGGCAAUUAAAGAACCUGGUUGGAAAACUGCGAGAGGAUCCUACGUGUGUGGCACUGCUGCUGAAGAAAAGACCAUCCAACACGUGCAAUUUUACUCCCGCUCCUCUGAAGAACAUGCGCUGGAAACCACCAGUUGCACAGGUGACAAAAACCAGCUCCCCACCAAACAUAACCCCGUCUACAGCCAGCACGAUGGAAAUGUCUGUGAAGAAAGAAAAGCCAGCGAUUGACGAUCUGUACAUCCCACCCCCGCCAGCUGUACCCUAUACUCCGCGGAAUGACAAAGGCGAUUUGGAUUAUGAAGAGGUCAGGAAGCAAGGGCCAGUAAGGCCUGUACCGAAGGGUUCUGAGUCACCAAAUUCCUUCCUUGAUCAAGAAUACCAGAGACGCCGAUUUACCAUCGCUGAUUAUGACCACUUGCCUCCGUAUGCAUUGGAAAUUCUUAUACCGACAAAACUGCGGGACAAGACAUAUUUAUAUGGAAAACCUCGUCCUCUGUCGAUGCCUGUCGGGAAUUGGAUUGGCGCAAUGGAUUCUCAUCGAAAACCUCGAGUGGAAGGAAGGAAAGGGGAGGACAUGUACAGGUAUUUCAGCAAUGAGAGAAUUCCACCCAUCAGUGAAGAGUUAAUCGCAACACACAUGCCGAGGCCCAUGUCUGGCAGACCAUUUGGGAGGGCGAUUAAUGGCAAUCGUUCGGUCAGUUCUGAGGCCCACAGCAGGAUGCCCUUCUCUCUUCAGCAAGUGGGAAUCAAAAGGAACUCUGCCAGUUCACCGGAGAAAUCGUCCUCAUCACAAGAACAUUCAUCACUGCUCAAGGUAUCCGAAGAACUUUGACGGAGGGAAUUCCAUGUUCAAAUUUCAGUUCCUCAAAAGUUUUAGACCAUCAUAUUGGGGAAUGUUCUGAAUUGUGGUUAUACCUACCUACUCAGCUCCAGCUCUUAGACCACAAUCAAUCUGGACAAGUACACUUUGUUGUGUGGUGUUAAAGACUACAUAAUUCUGACGUUUUUUCUAAAUCUAUUAAAACAAAAUCCUUUCCGAUGUUUAACUGACAAAGGCCCUGAAGUGACAAAACCUUAGAAAUGUGGGAAGAGAUUUCACAAAGUAAGAUUGCAAACUGAUCUUUGGGGUGGAAGAUGAGAGCCUGAUGCCAAUUGCUAAGUUCAAGAAUUGGUAUAAGACAUGGACGUGACACUGAAGUUUCCAUUGAUUUGAACAAAGUAGACUGUAUAAACUAUGAUGGAACAAGAUUCCUGUUUCACCUCCUAUGUAAAUCAAACCCACGAGGGCUGUGUACAGUUUAUAAAGACAAAUUUUGGAAACAUAAUUCAGAAAUGGGCUACAAAUCUGAAUGUAGUUUUCUUGCCAAAUAGAAUAGAUAGUUGUGCAAUUGAAGUGCAGCUUCACAGCUAUUCAGGCAUCCAAGAGUAUUUAUAAAUAUAUAUAUAUGUGUUCCUUAAUGAGGAUUUUUUUUACAAAAAUGGUGUUGAUGUAUAAUAUCAAAAGGUCUACCAUGGCUUUCUGACGUUCUUUCAUUCAGUGUGUGAGCUAAGUGUGUGACGAAAGAAGCAUUGAAUACCAUGGCAUUCCCCAUUUGCUUAAGGCAAAAUUUGCACAGGGAAUAUGUGUCAAUAUUUUUUUUAAACAUGUAAAGGUUUUGACUGUUGCCUCUCUCAAACUAAACGUAAUUGGAUGGAAGGGAAAGAGAAAGACAUGGUGGGGUAAGGGACAAUCUUAAGGGACUCAUCUGGAGUUUUUUUUAACGGUGGGGGAAGGGGGGGGGAAUUGUGUGUAUGUGUGCGUACGCAUUUGGGUCUAAAAGAAAAAUUUACGGAGUUAAGAUGUCACUUUGGAGGAUCAGCUAAAAAUUCAAACUGUAAAUAAUUGUAACUUGACUGACUGCCUUUGUUCAAAGUUGUUUUACCGUUCACGCUAGUGUCCAUUAAAGUUUCAGUAUUUUUCAAA